This is a messenger RNA of Didymosphaeria variabile, 510 nucleotides long. It is a transcript of the gene ubc15, whose product is annotated as Ubiquitin-conjugating enzyme E2 15. Lineage: Eukaryota; Fungi; Ascomycota; Dothideomycetes; Pleosporales; Didymosphaeriaceae. Gene Ontology annotation, cellular component: cytosol; endoplasmic reticulum. The transcript has 2 exons. Bases 1 to 510 code for a protein of 169 amino acids. The record is from RefSeq and is a predicted model, not a curated record.
AUGGCCUCGUCCUCCGCGGCAGCCGGCCUGCUGGCCCGCCAGCUGAAGCAGAUGCAAAACGACAAGGACAUACCAGGCAUAUCGUGUGGGCUGGUCGACAACAAUGUCUUCGAGUGGGAAGUCAUGCUCAUGAUCAAUGACGAGACGAAGUACUACGGCGGUGGAUUCUUCCGCGCACGCCUCACAUUUCCCACUGAGUACCCUCUCCUCCCUCCUAAGAUGCGCUUCGAAACACCCCUCUUUCACCCGAACAUAUACCCCAACGGCGAUGUGUGCAUUUCGAUUCUCCACCCACCCGAGGAAGACAAGUACGGCUACGAGUCUGCUGCUGAGCGCUGGUCACCGGUGCAAACACCUGAAACUAUACUCCUUUCCGUGAUUUCCAUGCUCUCAUCGCCCAACGACGAGUCACCAGCCAAUGUCGAAGCUGCGUCGCUAUGGCGAGAAAACCUACCAGAGUUCAAGAAGCGCGUACGGAAGUGUGUGAGAGACAGCCUGGAGUUUGAGUAG